Messenger RNA from Bactrocera oleae (olive fruit fly), 1322 nucleotides. RefSeq lists its product as uncharacterized. The record is from RefSeq and is a predicted model, not a curated record. NCBI's taxonomy places the organism in Eukaryota, Metazoa, Arthropoda, Insecta, Diptera, Tephritidae.
AUACCAUUCUCAGCGUUUCUAUUUGCCCAAACCAGAUUCAGAUGAGCACACAGAUGUACCCGGAAUGUAGCUCUGCUUAUUGUUUUAUUCAGCUUUUUUGCUUAUAAAUUUAUGAAUUACUUCAGUACCUAAUUUCUAUUGAAGUAUAUGACAUGAGUUGGCAACCUAAAUAUUUUCAGACUCGAUUUCAAUCAUCUAGCCAACUAUAAAUAUUCUAAAUAUCUCGAUAGUGAUAUCAUUGAGUUAACCAACUGCAGAGUGUUACGUUCACAAACCCGGAACAAGAAAAUAAACAAAUUAUAACUUGACAGGAUAUAUUGUAGGUACUUAAGGAUAAUAAGAAAAUGAAACUCUUCGCAGUCGCACUUGCUGCGUGCCUUAUUGCAUAUGCCAUCGCCCAAUCAGCACCAGCUGAGCCAUCCGCCGAGUAUUUGCCACCAGUCGGUGAUGAAUCGGCACCUCUUGCCGACGAUGGUUACCGUUAUAAAGCUGUGCGUCAUCUGAAAUACCGUCAUCGUCGUGGGGUACUAUCAGAGGAAUACCUUUCACCAGUAUUUGAACCCUCCUCCGAAUAUAUACCACCAGAGAGCGCUGAGUCUCGUGUAGCGAAAGAUGGUUAUAAAUACAAAACUGUCAGACGUUUCAAGGUACACCGUCAUCGUCGUGAGGCUCCUUCCGUUGAAUAUUUGCCACCAGUAGCCGAGCCCAGCGCUGAAUAUAUACCACCAGAGGGCGCUGAAACUCGUGUUGCUGACGAUGGUUACCGUUAUAAAACUGUACGUCGUUUGAGAUUCCGUACUCGUCACCGUCGUGAUAUCUCUGAAUUACCAUCUUCUGAAUACUUACCUCCAUUAGAAGUUGAGUUGGCACCAGAGUUGAAGACCGUUUUGAGCGAUGAUGGUUAUCGUUAUAAGAAUUUUCGACGUUUGAAGUACCGUCGUCAUCGUCGUGAAGCUGAAGCUGUUGAAGAAGUUGCCGCCGCUGAAAACGUUGAUGCCCCCAAUGGUGAAUACUUGCCACCUAGUAAUGAUAAUGCUGAGGUACCCGUGGUGAAGAGCGCUGAAUUGGAUCAGGAUGGUUACCGUUAUAAAACAAUGCGUCGCUUGAAGUACCGUAACCGUCAGUAGAUUUUAAAAACGUAAUGAACUCGCAUGUUAAAUGAUAGGUUUCAAGUAAAUGGUUGUGAUUGCGAAUAUAUGAUGUGUAAAUAUGAGAUAUGGAAUUUUAAAACGAAAUAGUCCCACGUGUGCUGAUGGCGCUUUACGAUUAGUUUGUUAUAUUAAGAAAUAAAUGCAAGAAUAAUAAAAUUUAUUCAAAUUAAA